GUACCUAGCUCAUUUUAAUUAAACUUUCUAGACGGUCAUACCUACACCUUAUUUAAGUAUUGCCCGCAACAUCAUGGGGUUGAAAAAUUUGCUUACGCCGGUAGUGGGUCUGCUGUUAAUUGUGAAUUUCGUAACUGCCAUUCAAUGGGACUUCGAGUUUGGUAAAAAGCAGCUUGUGAACGCUGCCAAAAUUUACGAAAAAGAGGGCACUAUUAAUUUAUUCUCAUAUCGCAAUUUUUAUUCGGUUACCCUGCCGGUGGGCAUGCAGGUCUCAUACGUCAGAGUAACAGUGUGGAGUCUCAGCCCUCCAAAAGUAGAUUAUGAUGAGAACACUAACACCGUUUCUAUCGUCUACUCUUUCAUACAAAUUACACUCAGCACAUUCAAAAUACAAGUCGAAGGUGUUCCCUUCUAUCUUGGCUCUAGUGACGCCUCCCAUGUAUCCCUUAGCAGCGGUGAACCCUCGAGUAAUGAAGUAAAGGGUUAAUACUGAAGCUUAAAAAUAUUUUUCAUCUCAUCGGUCUUUUUUUAAAAGGGUUCACCGACGGUGCACAAAUAACAGUUUCUGGUAGAGAGUGGAACUCCACAUAUUCACCACACAAUUCGGCAAUUGUAUAUAUUUUAAGGUGCAAAAAUGUAAGCAUAUCUUUGACGUCGAGUACAUUAAUUAUUUGGGUUCAUUAAAAGUGUUUUUAUCAUUGUA
This is a messenger RNA of Cydia splendana, 703 nucleotides long. RefSeq lists its product as uncharacterized. The record is from RefSeq and is a predicted model, not a curated record. NCBI's taxonomy places the organism in Eukaryota, Metazoa, Arthropoda, Insecta, Lepidoptera, Tortricidae. The transcript is spliced from 4 exons. The coding region runs from base 74 to 487 and encodes 137 amino acids.